This is a messenger RNA of Monosiga brevicollis MX1, 1495 nucleotides long. RefSeq lists its product as uncharacterized. The record is from RefSeq and is a predicted model, not a curated record. Bases 1 to 1305 code for a protein of 434 amino acids. Lineage: Eukaryota; Choanoflagellata; Craspedida; Salpingoecidae. The transcript is spliced from 7 exons.
AUGGCCCGUCAAUCCAGCCCUGAGGAUCUCGCCAGUCGCUUGAUCCACCGGCGCUCGCUCUCACGGCGCUCGCGCUCACGGCUCCUGCUCUGUCACCUCAUCUGCAACAGGUCCCGGAAGGGUUUGAUCCCACCGGCUUUGGCUAUAGCUACGAGGAUGUUGAAAUCAACCGACCUGCUACCCCUCCACGUCACCACUCUGCCGCGCUGGCCGCCCCAAAUCUCGAUGAUGAAUACGAGGGUACGUGUCACCUUGAAACGCCUGGCCUCGUUCUUCACGUCGUGGUCACAGAAGCACGCGCCGGGUGUUGUAGACUUAAGAUCGGUCCAAGAUCAGGCGCAACAGCUUUCGCUUCAAGACGAGCUACCUGACGGCGGUGCCGCGCCUGCUCGCCCACCAAAGAAGAUGCCUGCUGUGAUCCCUGUUUUGAUUGAUCUGCCCCGCUAUGCCAAUUUGAAAGAUACAAGUUCAAUCUUGAAAAACGGCUUGGGCGCCCAAGCCCCUCCCGCCUUAGAUGAGGAGGCCAAUCCAGAGACCGGCCAGGCUCCAGCGCCGCCCCGGCCCCCCAAGACGGCCUCGACCCCGACCGUUUCAAAUCAAACUGCGACACCAGCCAGCGCCGGCGCUUCCCCCGCGCGAGGCCCAGGCCGGCCCCAACUAGCACCGCCCUCCAGUUCUGCCGGAGGCAGUGAGCCGCCGCGCCAAUCGUAUGACUGGAAUGCCAUCACGGAUGGGCCCAGCACUGCCAGCAAGAGCGCCACCCUGACCCCAAUCGUCAAGACUCGCAACGCAACCCGCAUCAUCCAUGUAGAUAAAAUGGCUAACAAGCCACCCGUCAACAAAUCAGCCACGUUGCAGCCUUCCUUUAGCACUGGUUUUGCCCAACCUGCUAUGCCCCGCUCCAAUGCUGCCAUGACCUUGCCCCCAAAUGCUAGCCUGCAGGCGGUUGACGAUGAUAUUUAUGGCGAUUAUGACCCGGCCGCGGUGGAUUGGGCGUACUGGCAAUGCGUUCACACAGCAGAUCGCCAGACAUCAGAGAGCAUUCUGACCGACUAUGCCUACGCCACUGGUGAUAACCACGGUCUAUAUCUUAUGCGACACUCGGGCAAGGUCCCCGGCGCCAUUGUCAUUUCGAUGCACAGUGAUGGCAAGAACUAUCACUAUCAAUUCUUACCCACCCACAACGGGACGUUCCUGGAUGAUAAGAUGCGCGAUCGCGGAACGAUUUCACAGCUUGUUGCUUACUAUGAGGCCCAUCGUGAGGGAUUGGCAGCCCGUCUGCGUACUUGCCUCGGCCCUCUGUAGGUACAGGAUUCGCACAAUAAAAACCAAAAACAAAAACAAGCCACACACACACACACACACACACACCCAAACAAAAAAGGAAAAGCAUCCUUCUUUUUGCCGUUCAUCUCUUUUCGUUUCUGUGAGAGGCCGCGAAAUUUGGAAUGUCGGAGUUCACGAUCAUCAUUUCAAUUGACAAUCUUCCAAGUGA